Xyrauchen texanus (razorback sucker) is the source of this 5679-nucleotide messenger RNA. RefSeq names its product potassium voltage-gated channel subfamily H member 7-like. Bases 131 to 3655 code for a protein of 1174 amino acids. The transcript is spliced from 15 exons. Gene Ontology annotation, biological process: membrane repolarization during action potential; potassium ion transmembrane transport. Gene Ontology annotation, molecular function: inward rectifier potassium channel activity. Gene Ontology annotation, cellular component: membrane. The record is from RefSeq and is a predicted model, not a curated record. NCBI's taxonomy places the organism in Eukaryota, Metazoa, Chordata, Actinopteri, Cypriniformes, Catostomidae.
GGUCACUGAAAGUGGAUAAAUAGGGCUUUAUAGGACAAAGAGGCUGUCGUUAAGAUGCGGCGCUAACUUUGUGGAGGUUCAAGCAGCGAAAGCGGGGUUAGUGUUCGGACAGCUGAAGAUUGUUUUAAUCAUGCCUGUGCGGAGAGGUCAUGUCGCUCCUCAAAAUACGUUUCUGGGAAUAAUAAUUCGGAAAUUCGAGGGACAGAAUAAGAAGUUCAUCAUUGCCAAUGCCCGAGUGCAGAACUGUGCAAUUAUUUACUGUAACGAUGGAUUCUGUGAGAUGACGGGAUUCUCGCGACCGGACGUCAUGCAGAAAUCUUGUACAUGUGACUUCCUGCAUGGGGAGCAAACCACGAGGCAUGCAAUCGCCCAGGUGGCCCAGGCUCUCCUGGGGUCAGAAGAACGCAAGGUGAUGAUCACGUACCACCGCAAGGAUGGGUCCGACUUCCUGUGCGACACUCACAUCAUCCCGGUGAAGAACGAAGAAGGGGUUGUGAUGAUGUUCAUCUUGAACUUCGAUUACGUUCUGGACGAAGAAAGCAACGACUCUCUAGAGGGACUGAACGGGACCCCACCAGCCAAAUCAGAAAUCAGAAAAGGAAGAUUCUUGAGUUUCCGUCUGCGAGCCAUGAAGCUCUUAGGCGCCAGCAAGCAGUCUCUCCCGCAGGACGAUCCAGACAUGGUCAUGGUGGACUCACCCAGGGCAAGCGAUGACUCUUCGGCCUUGACGCCCACCAUGGGCAGUUGCAGUCCAGCAGAGGCCAACGACAUACAGGCACUCAUCAGCUCCAGUCAUCCCUCGUCUCCGGUCAGUGUGAUGUUACCCCUGGAUCACUCGUCCCCCAAGCACACCUGGGACUUCCCCAGACCCUCCCAAAACCAGUGCACCACCAGUCCUGCUCAGGCCAUCUCCAGAGGCAGUGUGUGCAGCAGAAGACGAGCCUCUUCGGUUCAUGACAUCGAAGGGCUUAGUUCGAACUCUAAACAUCUGUUUAGGGACAGGCACACAAAUGAAGGACCAUUCAACCAUCUGAAGUCGAGUCUGCUGGGAUCAACGUCAGACUCCAAUCUAAACAAAUACAGCACCAUCAACAAAAUACCUCUCAUCGCACUCAACUUCUCUGAGGCCAACGAUAAGAAAGCGCCUUCCCCCCCAUCCUCAGAGAAAACCAUCAUCGCACCAAAGGUCAAAGAUAGGACACAUAAUGUCACCGAAAAGGUCACGCAGGUGUUGUCACUGGGUGCAGAUGUGUUACCAGAGUACAAGCUCCAAGCCUCACGUAUGGACAAGUUCACCAUUCUGCACUACAGCCCUUUUAAAGCGGUCUGGGACUGGCUUAUCCUGCUGCUGGUCAUCUAUACAGCCAUUUUAACCCCUUAUUCUGCAGCCUUCCUGCUGCAUGACAGUGAGGAACAGAAACGACGCAAGUGUGGAUAUUCCUGCAGCCCUCUUAACAUUGUGGACUUAAUAGUGGACAUCAUGUUCAUCAUUGACAUCCUAAUAAACUUUCGCACAACGUAUGUGAACUUGAACGAGGAGGUGGUGAGCCAUCCGGGGAAGAUCGCUAUACAUUAUUUCAAAGGCUGGUUCCUUAUAGACAUGGUGGCAGCGAUACCGUUUGACCUGCUCAUAUUUGGAUCAGGAUCAGAUGAAACGACCACUCUAAUUGGUCUGUUGAAGACAGCCCGACUUUUGCGAUUGGUUCGUGUUGCCAGGAAGCUGGACCGAUACUCUGAAUAUGGUGCAGCAGUUCUGAUGCUCCUGAUGUGUAUAUUUGCUCUCAUUGCUCAUUGGCUCGCCUGCAUCUGGUAUGCCAUUGGAAAUGUCGAGAAACAGUACCUGGAACAUAAGAUUGGCUGGCUUGAUAAUCUCGGGGUGUCUAUUGGGAAGAGAUACAACUACAGUGACCCGGCCUCUGGUCCGUCCAUAAAGGAUAAAUAUGUGACUGCCCUGUACUUCACCUUCAGCUCUCUGACCAGCGUGGGGUUUGGGAACGUCUCCCCAAACACCAACUCAGAAAAGAUCUUCUCCAUCUGUGUCAUGCUGAUUGGAUCUCUGAUGUACGCCAGUAUUUUUGGAAAUGUUUCUGCGAUCAUACAGCGACUGUAUUCCGGUACGGCACGCUACCACAUGCAGAUGCUCCGCGUCAAAGAGUUCAUCCGUUUCCACCAGAUCCCAAAUCCACUCAGACAGAGACUGGAAGAGUAUUUCCAACACUCAUGGACCUACACCAAUGGAAUCGACAUGAACAUGGUCUUAAAAGGGUUUCCUGAGUGUUUACAGGCAGAUAUUUGUCUCCACCUAAACAGCAGUCUGCUAGAAGGAUGUAAGGCUUUCAAAGGUGCUACUAAAGGCUGUCUCCGUGCUCUCGCUAUACGCUUCAAAACCACACAUGUGCCCCCUGGAGACACCCUUGUGCACUGCGGUGAUGUGCUCACCGCACUCUACUUCUUGUCUCUGGGUUCCAUUGAAAUACUGAAGGAGAAUAUUGUUGUGGCCAUUCUGGGUAAGAAUGACAUCUUUGGAGAGAUGAUCCACCUGUACGCCAAGCCUGGUAAAUCUAACGCUGAUGUGCGAGCGCUGAGCUACUGUGACCUGCACACGAUCCAGAGAGAGGAACUUCUAGAAGUCUUGGAUAUGUAUCCAGAGUUCGCAGAUUAUUUCCUCACCAAUCUGGAGCUGACCUUUAACCUGCGGGAUGAAAACUCAAAGAACACAUAUUCACAAGCCAGUGACUCCGAUGGAGAAGAUACCAAAAGCAGACGGAAGAUUUCCUUUAAGCGUAAACCAUCCAAAGGGGGAAGCCUCAAGGAAACAGACAGCGAGUCCCAGAAAGAGCGCAGAGAAUCACGACUGAGCUCCAAGAGAAACUCUGAGGACCGCCGCACCUCCAGAGAGGAACAGCAGAGGCUUCUGGGAGCAGGGAUAAUGGAGUACCCAUCAGUACAGAGUUACACCAGUACAGCUACACCAGCCUGCAGUCCUCCUGCUGAAGAUGUGGAGAUAAAGCCGUACGAUGACGAUAUCCAGACUGACGGAUGGUUAGUUGUCAGAACCAAACAGGAAAUGGGCAUGACUACUAAGGAACAGGGUGGGGCAGAAGAGGAGGAUCUGGACUGUGACAUCACAUAUGGAGAGGUGGAGCACAGACUAGACCAACUGCAGGAACACCUGAGCAGGUUAGAGUCUCAGAUGACAUCAGACAUUCAGAGUAUUCUGCAGCUGCUGCAGAGACAGUCGUGUUUAGGACCUCCAGCAUACAGCACCCUCACAACCGCUCCAGAACAUAAGAGACCGGCCAUCAGAUUUCAGCCUGUAGCUUCUGUUCCCACCAACCAAUCACACUGCAGGACCACACAGGAUACUGAAUGUUUGGAAAUUGCAAACAUCCAUUCCAAAUUCAGAGACUCUCUGUCAGGUCUGGCCCUCAUGAACUCUAAACGAAGCCAUGCAACUCUAUCCAGACAGGACUCAGGGCCCACAUACAGUCUCAUAAACAGCCAGACGCUUCCUCUCGCACGACAACAUUCCAAAUCCCUGCUUCCAAUUCCCAACACUUCCACCCCAGACGCGCCGCUCAACAGUGUUGCGUCAGGAACGGUAGAGCUCCACAGACCUCUGUCAGAUCCUGAGCUCUUAAAGGAACAGUGCUGAUUCUUGUCGGCAUUGUAUAUCGGAACGGGAGAGUUGAGGAGAAAGCACCAAUCAUUGCAAAGCAGGCAUUGGACAAAACUUUGAUUAAUGCUAAUGCAAUUAAAGAUUCUCCACUGGCAUCUUCUGUGAUGUCACUUCCUUAUCCUACAGUGUGAGGAAGAUUUGACCAACCUAUCUGUUAUGGACCCCUGUACCACACACUUCCAUUUUCAGGAAGUGCAUCACUGAAAGACUCCACACAGUUCCUCUGUGUGCUCUGCCCACCUUUACAAUGAUCUAAGACUCAGGGUAUUGUUUGGGGUUAAUAUAUCACACACACAUUGUCUGGUAGACUCACUUCCCUGUUUUAUUAUUAUCAUUCCAAAUGAUAACAUGCUAUUUUACGCUUCCAUUUGCAGAAAUCCAGAAAUCUUUGGAAUCCACUGUGGACGUCAUAAGUCUGAAACCACAAGUGAAAAUGCAUCUCUUUUGCAUUAUUAUUUUAAUUGUACACAAAAUGUUCCAUUACAAAUCCUAUUGGCAAUGCAUUUGGUACAUCCCCAUUUGCUUUAAUGACGGCAUGCACUCGAGCUGGAGUGAACAAAACCUGAUGGUCACGAUCAAGGGUGUAGAUUUAGCUUGAAGGCCGGGGGGUUGCAGCGUGAAGCAUUUUACCCAUGUUUCCAGUGAUUGUGGGAUUAUCAUAUCUUGUUAUCUACGCCCCUGCUCAUGUUCCAGCAUGAAUUGAGAAUGUUCCAAAAACGAACUGCCAUGUAAAUACAUUAUAUCCAUCUGUUAAAGUCUCUCCCCUGGUCAAGAGAUGCAUGACUGAAGGUUAUACUAGUUGCAUGUUUACUGCAACUUAUUGGAAAGCAGGUGUAGUGUUGGCAUGCUCCAGAAUCAUAAAUCACUGAAAAUGCACUCUUCUAUAAUUGACUGUUUAUUUGCACAUAGUCAUGCUAGCUUGAAUCAAACUCUGCACGGCAUCAAACUAUUACAUUUAUCAAAUUAUUUGCAAGCACUGGUGUACGGGAUGCCCCUGAAGCCCCCACUGGAUUUUGAGCCAAUUCAAUUUUGGACAGAUUCAACAGAUUUGUGGCACGCCUCUGUUUGCAAGGUGCAUUUUAGUAUGUAGCCAUUGAGGCAACAAAAUCACUUUGUUUUCCAAAUAUAUAAACUAGAAAAGCUUUUGUCUCAAACCAUGCGAGCAAUAAUAAUACACUGGAUCCACAUACUCUUACGUCUCUUGUCUAACACAACUCUACAGGGUUGAUUUGUUGCAACUGUUGUAAUGCAUAUUAUAAAAGUUAUUAUUUAACUUUAGUAUACCCUAAAAUAUGUAUUUUUAUUAAUGGAUUCCAGUAAACUGGAAGGUUUUUAUGUGCAAUAAACAUAUUAAAUUACUACGAAUAUUUUACAGCAUUGAAACGGCCAGAUACGGUCUUGAUUGGAGGCAUUUUAUUUAUUUUUAUUUUUAUAUGUCACUGUAAAAUACUAUAUUUUGGAUUACGAGCAAAUCAUUAUUGCACAGCCCCAUGUAGUACUAAAAAGUCAGAGAAAUGCAUAAUCAGAUUAAAUGUGUUGCUUUGUUCAUUGUGAUUUUUUCUUUUCUUUUCAUUUCUGCAUAAAGGGAAAUUACCUGCACUUUAUUUAAAAAACAAAAUACUCCAAACCAUUGUACUACAUGUAACCUUGUGUGCGCAUGAGUGUAUGCAUGUGUGUGUCUUUAUUUACUGAUUUAAUUUAUUGUGUGUUCUUGUGUUGGGCUUCAUAAUUAUCAUAUACCGGAGAGUAACAGAGGCAGCUUUUUAACUAGGAUAGACAUUGAAAAAUGUUAAUAACACUGCAAACGUUUGCACGUUACCUCCAAACAGGUAGAUCAUGUUCACUUUUUAUUCCAGUGAUUGGAUUGGAGUUUAUAUAUAUAUAUAUAUAGUUUGCACUGUAUAGUUUGUACACCACAAUACUCUACAGGUGUUUUGAAUGUGUCUUCUAUUUAAAGAUUUACUAUUAUUAUAUGCAUAAUAUAUAUUUAAUGCAUUUGC